Molecule: messenger RNA, 2615 nt
Organism: Pelobates fuscus (common spadefoot toad)
Lineage: Eukaryota; Metazoa; Chordata; Amphibia; Anura; Pelobatidae
Gene: HS3ST2
Product: heparan sulfate-glucosamine 3-sulfotransferase 2
Exons: 2
Coding region: 81-1223 (380 amino acids)
Molecular function (GO): [heparan sulfate]-glucosamine 3-sulfotransferase activity
Source: RefSeq, a predicted model, not a curated record
AGCAGUGUACCAGCUUUCCCCGGGACAGUGCCACAUGCAGAAGCCUGGGGGGGCACAAUGUGGCCCCUGUGCAUGGAGCCAUGGCACCCAGACUGAGCCCCCGCAAGGCCAAAAGAUUCCUCUUUGCCAGCACCCUGUGUUUCUCCUGUACCCUGCUGUGCUACAGCCUGCUUCUCCGCAGCCCGCCUAGUAUGCACAUUGAGGGGUACCAGCAGCUCAGCUGCCCUCUGCCCCCAGCAUCAGGGGGCAAAAAACUCCUGCAGAAGAUGCCCCCCUGCCCUCUCUCGGCAGCUGCUCUCCCUCCCAGCAGCACAGAGGAACCCAGGACCAGCACUGCGUGGAGCGGCAGAAACCACACUGAGCACCCCCAAAUCAGACGGGUCUCCCCUAAACCCACUGAGCACCAGAUGUACCCCUUAGGGAACAGCACUGCCACCCCAAGAUAUGGGCACAAAAGACUCCCCCAGGCUAUUAUUGUGGGGGUUAAAAAGGGAGGCACCAGGGCUGUGCUGGAGUUUAUAAGGGUGCACCCCGAAGUUCGAGCCAUGGGAACUGAACCCCACUUCUUUGAUAGGAACUAUGAGAGGGGUCUGGACUGGUACAGGAACCUGAUGCCUCGAUCUGUGGACCGGCAAAUCACUGUUGAGAAGACGCCUAGCUAUUUUGUAACACGUGAUGCCCCACGCAGGAUUUCCCACAUGUCGCCCAAAGUCAAGCUGAUUGUAGUUGUACGUAACCCAGUGACCCGUGCCAUUUCAGACUAUACACAGACCUUAUCCAAGAAACCAGACAUCCCCAGCUUCAGCGAACUGGCCUUCCGCAAUCAAACCAGUGGGGAGGUGGACACUGCUUGGAAUGCUAUUAGAAUAGGACUUUAUGCUUUGCACCUCCAACCCUGGCUUAGCCAUUUCCCCAUUUCCCAGAUGCACUUUGUGAGCGGAGAGAGACUCAUCACAGAUCCUGCUGGUGAGAUGGCAAGAGUGCAAGAUUUUCUUGGCCUCAAGCGUUUAGUGACUGACAAACAUUUCUAUUUCAACAAGACCAAGGGCUUUCCCUGCCUCAAGAAGCCCGGUGGUGGAGGAGCACCACGUUGCCUUGGCAAAUCUAAGGGACGGACUCAUGUGCAGAUAAACACUGAGGACAUAGAGCAGCUGAGAGACUUCUACCGACCACAUAACAUUAAGUUUUAUGAGAUAGUAGGACAGGAUUUUCAUUGGGAGUAGAGCAGAUCCAGACACAGGCAGAGGUUGGAAUAUAUAGAACAACUUAUGUUCAGAAAGGAUAAAGGGAAUGAGUGGAAACAAAAGUUACUCGUGGUUGUGGGUGAGAGAGCAAGCAAGCUAACAGAGGCAAUAUCAAUAACUAGCAGACACGAGAAAAAUAGCUCACAACGUCAGGUAGAAAAUGGAGACUAGUCAGCUGGGUGAAAGAAUGGAAUAUUAUGGCAUAGGACCAUAGUGGAUGCAAUCGUUUAAUGCUCAUCGAAAGAAGUCCUAGCCUUUUCGCCGAAGGAAAAGGCAGCAAAGCAUAAGUUCUGCGAGAACUCUGAACAAUGAGAUUCAUAAGGUAGGAACUGGGAUUGUGGAGGAUAAAUCAAAAGCUUUUCUCUACAGAAAACAUAUUUGAAGAUAUAUCAUAGUCCCAUUACAGCAUCAAGUCCAAAGAGCACUGGUGGGUAGUCCUUGGAUGUAUUAAGCACACAAAUCAAUUAAAUGUCGAUUAACUAACAAUAAUCAUGGGAAGGAAUCGAAGUGCAUUCAAUUUCCAGUACUCCUAUCAGUAAAACCGCAACCAGGAGGCCUGUUGGUCCUACAACAAAUCCACCCUUUUAACUUGUAGAGGGAUACGAAACACGAUGGUCUGUAUGUAUUCUCAAUACAGUGUCUACUAAAGGACCGGUUUUACUGGAAGAAUUCUGUACGCUUAUCAGACCUCAGACACUUUACUUCAGAUAAAGCACAAAGUGAUAGAGAAAUAGAAACACAAGAGGACUGUUGGUGGUGGUACUACACUAUCCUAGACACACACCACAGUACUGAUGGUGUGAUGCCACAUUUCUGUUAGUCUAUGAGGGCAACUAGGCAGUGCUCUUAAAAGUUGGCGCAGAAGAUCAGCCCCGUCUGGUAGAUAUGUGUUUAAACAUCCUAUUGUGGGCUUUAACUUAAGUUAUGGUUCCCCUGGAUGGUGUCCUGUUAAAAAUGCUACUGUUACCGCUGAUAUUUAAUGUAAAGGUCUGUAGAAGUCAGAUCUGGAGUGUUAGUAUUAUGGACGAUGUAGAACUCAGACAACAUAUCAGACAUCAAACCAGAUUGUUUCAUUGUAUCCAGUUGGCUAUGUAUUAUCAACACAUCAGUUAUCCAAUGUUAUAUUCCACCCAAGUGAAAGUGAAGUAGAAUGUCCUGUCUACCAGAGAACUACAAGAAUUUAGUGGAUCUUCUUGAAUAUCUAAACACCUUUGAAAAAAGGCUCCUGGACUUUUGUGGUCUGUUUGCUAGAGUCCCAUAAAACCAUUCAACAAUGAAUUGGUUCAAACUAAAAACACAGAUAGUUCAAGGUUUAUUAGUUGUAGAUUUGUACAAGGCAAAAAAAAAUGUGGUUCGUCCGAAAAUUGAUUU